AUGGUAGAACUUAAUGUUGACUGUCUUAUUUUAAUUUUUAACGAACUACAAACUGAUAAAGAAUCUUUAUAUGCUUGUCUUUUAGUUAAUAGAGAAUGGUGUCAUUUAGUCGUUCCUAUAUUAUGGAAAAAAUAUUCAUGGUAUUAUGAUUAUGAAGAAUCCGAAAAAAAGCUUUUCAAUAUAAUAUUAUCUAGUUUAUCAUCAUCCUCAAAACAACUUUUAUCUGAUAAUGACAUUAAAUUACCUUCAACAAUUUUUUUAAAACCCUUAUUAUUUAAUUAUAUCAGUUAUUGUAAAUUUCUAGAAGUUGAAAUUAUAGAUAAAAUCAUAAAUAUGGUUUUUGAAGAAGAAAUUAUUACGGAAAAUAUUUAUGAUAAAAAAAAUCUUUUAGAACAAGAAAUUUACAAAUUAUUUAUCGUUCAAUGUAAAAAUAUUAAAGAAUUAUCAUGGCAAACUUUACAACCUUUAUCAUUAUUUCCAGGAGCUUCGAUAUGCUUUUCUCAAUUAUAUAGUUUAAGUAUUGAUAUUGAUUUUGUAAAUUCUGACGCUCUUUAUGAGAUGACAAAAAUUUGUAAAGAUUUGAAUGAAUUAACUGUAUAUGAUUGCUCUCAAGAUCAUCCUGGAUUAAUUUCUUUAAUCGACGUACAGAGAAAUUUGAAAAGGGUAUCACUUUAUUCUUACAGUAAAAAAGGUAUUUGUAAAGAGUUGAGCAAAGCAUUAACAAGAAAGGGGAAUACAAUAAGCGAUCUCGGUUUAUACCCAGUUAGCAUCAUUCAACCUUCAUUUUUAACAUCUCUUAUUAAUUUAAGGAAUAUGUCAAUUUAUAAUUAUCAUAAUGAUAAUAUCGAAAAAGAGAUUUUAGAAUUUCAAAAAUAUCUUGCAAUUUCAGAAUUUCCUAAACUACAAUCUCUUAAUGUUUACGGUUUAUCAAGUUUUAGAGAAUUGGCAAUAUUAAUUGAAAAAACAAAAGGAAAUAUUUUAGAAAUUUAUAUUUAUAUUUAUAAUAAAGCUGCAGAAAAUACAGAAAUGUUAAUUAAAGCAAUUGCUAAUAAUUGCUCAAAAAUUGAAAGGUUAUCUACACAUCUUGAGCCAAAAGAUUUCAUUCAUGUAAAAUCAUUAUUAUUAAAUUGUAAAAAUUUGAUACAUUUAGAAUUUAAUAGUUUGAGUUUUUUGUUAAGUGAAAAUGAUAAUACCGGGGAUGAAUUAUUAGAUAAUUUAACUGAAUUUGCUCCAAAAUCUUUGGCUGAAAUAAUAAUUAGCGGAGAUUGGAAGUAUUCAAUUGAUGCUUUAGAAAGAUUUUUUGAAAGUUGUAGAGAACGAAAUUUAAAUCGUUUCGAUAUUACUCAUUAUGGUAGAUAUUAUAUUACGGAUGACCAUAAAGUAACAAUUAGAAAAUAUAUUAACGAAGGUGUAAUAAUAGAAUCAAAUUGUGCAUAA
Messenger RNA from Rhizophagus irregularis DAOM 181602=DAOM 197198, 1437 nucleotides. RefSeq lists its product as uncharacterized. The record is from RefSeq and is a predicted model, not a curated record. NCBI's taxonomy places the organism in Eukaryota, Fungi, Glomeromycota, Glomeromycetes, Glomerales, Glomeraceae.